Schizophyllum commune H4-8 is the source of this 1185-nucleotide messenger RNA. RefSeq lists its product as uncharacterized. The transcript has 2 exons. The record is from RefSeq and is a predicted model, not a curated record. The coding region runs from base 69 to 1133 and encodes 354 amino acids. Gene Ontology annotation, molecular function: protein binding. NCBI's taxonomy places the organism in Eukaryota, Fungi, Basidiomycota, Agaricomycetes, Agaricales, Schizophyllaceae.
UCCCCCACCAUCCCGGACGGCAUCUCGAGCUCUGCCGUCACAUUGCUGCUAGAACCGCUCGAAUCAAGAUGUCUGCUGUAAUCUCCAAUGGUCCUGCGGAUCGUGAGCGCGCAGAAGGGAGCGACACGACGGGGCAGCACAAGAGGAAACUCUCCGAGGCCAGCGACGAGGUCGAGAUAGUCCAAAAGGAAAAUAGGGAGAGCGUGCCAAAUAAGAGGACGAAAAGACCGUACGAGCGACAUGAGCGCUUCUGGCUGCAGGACGGAAACGUCGUAGUGCACCUCGAUGGUGUGGGGUUCAAGCUGCAUCGCAGUCGGCUGGCAUCCCAAUCCCCCUGGUUUAAGGCCUUGUUCGACAAACGCGCCGGUUGCGAUUCCCCUGCAGACGACACUAUGCCUCGCCUCCGUGAUAUUCCGGUAGAAGUGGAGGACGGCUGCGACGUGUAUGACCUGCGCGCGACGUACGUCUCCUCGGACGAUUUUGCAGCACUGCUAUCUGCGAUGGACGACGCUGUGUCUUUCCGCUACUCGGCGCCGAGUUUCCCUGUACAUGCUGCCAUCUUUGCUGCCGCCUCCUCCCUAAACUUCCCCGCAUAUCGCGCGUAUGCUCUGCAAGCUAUGGAAGAGGAGUUCUCACCCAGGCUGGAGACCGUGACCGCCGAGUGCAAGCCUCACGCGGCCUUGGCCGUCUCAGUUGGCCAUACUUGGUCCCUCCGGCAAUUAUACAAGCGCGCGUUCUACGAAAUGGCACGCAACCCUGAUGUGGUGUCGGAUGACUGCGGCUUUCUCGACGACUGCGGGGAGCUUGUUCUCUCGUGCAUGCUGACGCUGGAGGCCUUUAAUUUCCAGAAGAGAUUGUCAAAGGCGUGGACGGAGGUCCUGCUCCCAUCCGGCCCCAAGUUCUCGUGUAGGGACUGCUUCUCGGACGAUUUGACACAUUACUGGGCGCCGAUACAAGAGGGGAUCAUGAGCAAGUUCGCAUGGGAUCCGAUCUGUGGGUUGCAGGCGCUCGUGAAUGUAGACUGGGGGAAGCACGGCCAUUGCUCUAUGUGCAGAAAGCGGAGGCGGAUAGAGUUCGCGACCAAGCGCGUGAAGUUGUGGGAGGAUAUGGAUGAAUGGCUUGCAGUUGUGUAGACAGUCAUAGUAUCCUCGCAUUUGACGAACGUAAAGAUGUUUUUGCUACCCA